Molecule: messenger RNA, 501 nt
Organism: Endocarpon pusillum Z07020
Lineage: Eukaryota; Fungi; Ascomycota; Eurotiomycetes; Verrucariales; Verrucariaceae
Exons: 3
Coding region: 1-501 (166 amino acids)
Source: RefSeq, a predicted model, not a curated record
AUGGUGUCAAUGAGAUUCGCAUCGAUCGCCACAUUGGCUGCUUCGCUCGUCGCAGUUUCUGCCCAAGAUUUCUCUAGUAUUCCUCAAUGCGCUCAAUCUUGCGCAAUAAAUGCCAUUCCCCAAGAAUGCAAUUUGAGACCGGACUGUAUCUGCCGUGCCACCAGCUUCCUUGAAGGGAUCGGUUGCUGUGUGAUCCAGGCUUGCAGCCAGGAGGAUGUUGACCGAACCGCUCAGUUUUCCGAACAGCUCUGCCGAACAGCCGGCGUUACGGAUCUUCCCACUCCCUCGUGCCCUGAGUCCGGGUCAAGUAACGGCACAGGCGCUGGCUCAUCCAACUCCAGCUCGACAGCUAAUGCAUCAGCUACUGCGUCAGGCGCUUCAUCGUCCGCCAGCGGCGCAAGUACUGCUGCAGCCUCGGCCACCGGUUUGGCAAACAGUUUGAUGGCCCAAGGCAUGGGUGUCCUAGGAGCUGCUGUCUUCGGAGCAGUGGCGUUGAUGUGA